Molecule: messenger RNA, 3051 nt
Organism: Fundulus heteroclitus (mummichog)
Lineage: Eukaryota; Metazoa; Chordata; Actinopteri; Cyprinodontiformes; Fundulidae
Product: alpha-tectorin-like
Exons: 19
Coding region: 146-2659 (837 amino acids)
Biological process (GO): cell-matrix adhesion
Source: RefSeq, a predicted model, not a curated record
AUACAGGAAAACAGAGAAUGCUGGAUUUGUGCCAGCUGCCACAGUAUAAAGCCUUGUUGCAGCCCUGUACUGUCAUUCGAGGUGUUGACGCAGCACAGGCACAUAGAAAGUCUUUUGACCAGGUUGGACUUUUAACUUUUGAAGAAUGGCAGGUCAAAUCAUAAUCCCUGUACUGCUUCUGUUGGCUACAGGUGGAGUGACAACACAGGCCCAAGGACCACUUUACCCCUACCAAAAUCUUGGAGUGAAGAGCCCCCGAUCAGAUGAUGGAAGCGCCCCUCGAUUCAACCUUCCACAGUCAAAGAGCUUUAACUUUUUUGGCCAGCAUUACUCUCAGAUUUUUUUGAACAACAACGGUGAUCUGACCUUUGAUGCACCAUGGUCUAGCUACAUUCCUGAACAAUUUCCAAGGCAUGGAGGCAGAGACAUCAUCGCUCCAUUCUGGGCCGAUUUAGAUAACACACGCAGUGGCAACAUCAGCUAUUUUCAGCGCUCAAGUGGCCCAGUUCUGCAGCAAGUUUCGGAUGACAUCAAUGUAUACUUCCCAGCCCUUUCCUUUCAUGCCAACUGGGUCUUUAUUGCAACAUGGGAAAAUGUUGCCUAUUUUAACGAGAAUGGAAAACAAACAACCUUUCAGGUCGUCUUGACCACCGAUGGGCAAUUCUCAUUUGUGCUGAUGAAUUAUGGGUCCAUAGCAAAUACAUCAAAGUCUGUACAGGCUGGAUAUGACACAGCCGAUUCCUCUCACCACUUCAGCAUCCCUGGAUCAAUGACUAAUAAUGCAGUCGGAAGCAACUCCUUUUUCAGGCUUCAUAGUAACGUCAAUGUACCUGGACGCUGGGUCUUCCGUGUAGAUCAAGGUUCAACAGGCUGCAAUUACAAUGGUCAAUCUGUUCAACUUGACGACUCUUUCUGGAGUGACAGCACCUGUGCACAGAAGUGCACCUGUACCACAACAGGGGUUCAAUGCAUCAAUGAACCCUGCCCCUUUUCCCAAGUCUGUAAGCCAACAUCCUUCCAAUACUCCUGCAUGUCAGUGGACAGACGCACCUGCACCGUGGGCGGAGAGACCAACACCUUUGACAACGCAACAUUUCCCCUUCAGAGCACAUGCACUCACGUUCUAUCCGAGCAGUGUCAGAAUAACGUGCCCUUCUACAGAGUAGAGGGAAAGAACGAGCUUGGUGGCAGCACACAGCUUGUCAAAGUCUUUGUCUACAAUCAAACUAUUGAGCUCAAUAAAGGAGCUCCUGGUGUGGCUAAGGUCAAUGGAAACUCUCUACCAGCCCCAUUUGCCCUCAGCAAUGGCGCUAUCCGGGUUAAUCAGUCUGGUUCCUCCAUGAUCAUCAGCACUGACUUUGGAGUGUUGGUGUCCUAUGACAUGUCUUCACACGUCCGGAUCAGUGUGCCCUACACUUACCAGAACAACACAUGUGGCCUCUGUGGAAACUUCAACAAUCACCCUGAAGAUGACUUUACAACCCCACAAGGUCUGGUGGUGAGCUCUGAAGUGGUGUUUGCCAAGAGCUGGAAAACUACAGAGCCGCCAACAACUCCAACUACAGAGCCACCAACAACUCCAACUCCAGGCCCCUGUGAAGAGCUGCACUGUACACAGUAUGAGCGGUGUGGGGAGAAAGAUGGUGUGUACGGCUGUUUCUGUGAUGAGCACCACCAUAGACCCAACAAUGAGAGCUACGACUCAAACAUCACAUGCAGCAGCAGUUCAGGCAUCAUGUCGAUAUCUCGCUGCCAGCUGUUUGAAGCGGGCUUUCACUCCAGUGCUCUCCACCUUCGAAAUGAAUCUUGCACCGGGACGAUCCAGGACGGACGACUCGUGUUCCACUUUGACAACAAUGAACAUCUGUGUGGGACAACUCUGAGGAGCAAUGGAACUCACUUCAUGUAUGAGAACACCAUUCAGGGUGAUGUGGACACUCAUGGAGGUCUGAUCAGUCGUCAGAGGACCCUUAAUCUGAGUUUCUGCUGUGUUUACCCUCUGGAACAAGCCCUGUCAAUGGCUGUGGGCAUCAAUCCAAUGGAAAGCAUUGUGGACAAGAAGCUUCCUGUUGGCACCGGAUCAUAUCGUUUGAUAAUGACCCCCUAUGAAGAUGAAGACUUCCUCACGCCCUUCAGCACUAACGCAAUCAUAGGCCUUGAAAUUAAUAAAGUGCUUUUCGUGGAGGUGAAAACAGUGGGAGUGGAUGAGGACCAGCUUUCCACAAUUCUGGAAUCUUGUUGGGCCACGCCAGAAAAUAAUGCAGACCACCCCGUCCGCUGGGAUCUCAUCGAUUCACAGUGCCCCAAUCCAGCAGAUGGAACCGUAGAGGUGAUUAAGAACGGUGUCUCCACUGCGGCACGUUUCUCCUUCAGGAUGUUCACUUUUACCAACUACACAGAGAUCUACCUGCACUGCAAUGUUCACUUGUGUCUUUCGGAAAACAACAACUGCACAGCUGAUUGCUCUCCUGGACACCAAAACCGCCGCCGGAGAGACGUAUCUUACCAUGACUCAGGAAGUCUGUCCCUUGGACCACUAGUUCUUGGGGAGCAACAGACGACUGGUGAACUGAUCUACAGAAAUGAUGCUUCAGGCCAUCUGACAUCAAUUGUUACCCUGAUCUUCAGUUUGCUGAUGACCAGAAUUUUGGCAAAUUGAGAUCAAAGAAGAAUCCCGAUUUAAAAUGUAGCAACAUUUUGUCACUUAUAAUUUAAGCUGUUUAGAGCCUUCUUCAGGGAUUUUGCUUUUCACAGUUUUGCUUUACAUCUCGGGUAAUGCUGUUCUUCAGACGAUUUCUCGGAUUUAUUUAACAUUUAGCGUUUUUGCUUCUUCUGUGGGAUUUCUUAUUAUUACUUAUUGAUAACAGAGGAUGGGAAAUAAUGUGUUGUGGGUGUCAAGUUUACAUAAUGAUUAUGCUAAUUCAUGUUUAAAGAAAGUGUUCAACUGAAUUGAAUAAUUUUGUUCUCAAUAUCUAACUACUGUUUAGAGAUAUUUUUGCAUGUGGGAAGUUUUAAAGAUAUAAUGGAUUAAAACUGAAAUUUAAAUUUAAA